Salvia miltiorrhiza (redroot sage) is the source of this 2250-nucleotide messenger RNA. RefSeq lists its product as uncharacterized. NCBI's taxonomy places the organism in Eukaryota, Viridiplantae, Streptophyta, Magnoliopsida, Lamiales, Lamiaceae. The record is from RefSeq and is a predicted model, not a curated record. Bases 1 to 2250 code for a protein of 749 amino acids. The transcript is spliced from 6 exons.
AUGGUACGGGUUAUGAAAAAAUUGAAGCGUCUUCACCCGAUUCUCAAGGCUUGGAACAGAGAUACCUUUGGGAACUACAAUGUUGCCUUAGCUGAGCUUCAACAGGAUUUGAACUCUCUUCAGGAGGGGAUUGAUGAGCAGGGCUACACGGAUGACCUUUUUGAUCAGGAGGUCAACUUACAGGCUCGUAUUGGCACCGUCCUCUUGUGCAAGUCUGAGCAUUUGCGACAGCAAAGUAGGGUCUCUUGGCUUUCGGAUGGGGAUAUGAACACCCGUUUUUUCCAUUCUAUGGUCCUGGAUUUCUGGUUACAUUCCUUCCUCUGUCACCUCGCCUCACAGGCUGACUUGCUUACUGCUCUCCCUUCAGCAGAUGAUAUUCGUUCGGUGGUCUUCUCCAUGGAUAGAAAUAGUGCUCCCGGUUCAGAUGGUUUUAAUGGGGCCUUCUUUCAGCAUUCUUGGGAAGUGGUGGGGGAUGACAUGGUCGCCGCUGUGAGACGUUUUUUCUCGCAUGGCUAUCUUCCUCAUGGUCUUAAUUCCAACCUGCUUUACCUUCACCUCAAGAAGGCCGAUGCUAUUCUUGUGUCUGACUACCGUCCUAUUGUGCUUGGAAAUUUCUUCAUCAAAGUCAUCACCAAAAUUCUGACCUCUCGGUUGAAUGCGGUGGCGGCAGAGAUUGUUACGGCCAACCAGUUUGGUUUUAACUGCAUGGAGCGUUCGAUUCAGGAGAGGAAUAUAGCCCUGAAGGUCGAUAUCAGGAAGGCUUUUGACACCCUGAGUUGGGAGUUUGUUGAUGUUGUUCUGGAUAGCUUUGGGUUCCCUCCUCUUUUCGGCAGUGGAUCAAGCUGCUCGCGUGGGGUCAAGCAGGGAGACCCUUUGUCUCCGAUUUUGUUUGGCUUGGCGAAUGAGGUUUUGAGUCGCCUUCUCUUGGAUGUUGGGGAUGGGGGCCUUAUUGCUUGUAUGCGGAUGUCGCGGUCCCUGCUCUUUCCUUCUCAUCUUCUGUAUGCUAAUGAUGUUCUUUUAUUUUGCAAGGCUGAGAGGCGUAGUUGCCGGAUGAUUGAGUCUAUUCUCCUGAUUUAUGCCUCCGUCUCUGGUCAGUUUUGCAAUAAGGCCAAGUCCACGAUUUACUUUGGCAAAGGCGUCGUGCCUCCUCUGCUCGGCUUGCUUGCAUUCGGGAGCAUUAUUGCCCAUUUUCCUAGAUGGCAGGGCAUGCAGUUGUCUAUGGCAAGUCGUAUUUGUUUGGUCACCUCGGUCAUUCAGAGUGCGGCAAUUUACAUCAUGUUGAUUUACAAGUGGCCGGCUAAGCUUUUGCAUGAUUUGGAUCGUGCCUGUCGAUCUUUUAUCUGGACGGGCAGCACCACUUCCAAGCCAAAGUCUUCGGUAGCUUGGAACUGUGUCUGUGCUCCUAAGGCUCAAGGUGGUCUGAAUGUGAACUGGUUAGGCUACAAGCUCGUUGACAGGAUUGGGAUUCCAGUUGCGGUUCACCAUUCUCUCAUGCAGCCGAUCUCGGACUAUUACUUUGAUGACACAUGGCAUUUCACUCUGGAUUUCUUGCAGGCUUUUCCGGACAUUGCUUUUGACAUUGUCUCUGUUCCUAUCAGUGGUGGGCAGGAUUGCCGGGCUUGGACUCAUUCUCAUUUUGGUGAGGUUUCCUCCUCGCUUGCCAUGGAUCAUAUUCGUCAUAGUUUCCCGUCGGUGGUUGGGGCAAAUGGAUUUGGGCACCGUUUAUUCUGGUGCGCCGGUCUAUUGUUACUUGGCGUGUUAUUCUGGGCCGUCUCUCUACGGCCAGUUCUAUGCGUCGUUCUGGUUACAUUGGUCCGGGCUGGUGUCCACUUUGCAGGAAUGCGGGAGAGGAUAUCGAUCAUCUUUUUUGGGAGUGUGCUAUUGCUAGACAUGUUUGGAGCUUCCUUUUCACUUGGUUCAGGAGCUGUGUUCGAUGUGGCUCCAGUUUCUGCGGUGGCUCUGACGAUUCAUGUCAAGGCCUUCAUUUCGAAAGCCUCUCGGUUCAGUUUGGGUGAGAUGGCUAACUCGGUUGAGGAGUUGCUUAUUCUUCAUGGUCUUGGGGUGCCGGGUAGACCUCGACGUCCUAUUUUCUACAUCUAUGUCUUCUGGCUUCCUCCUCCUCAUCCAUGGCGGAAGAUCAACAUUGAUGGCUCAGUUCAUGGCUCUCCUCCUCUCAUUCAUGCUGGUGGGGUUAUUUGGGAUUCUUCGUCUGUUUUGGGUUGCUGCCAUUUCUCUGCUGGCCGUGGCUGA